AUGAAGAGAUUGCUGCGCAGCCAUGGACUGCGACGGAGCACCGGUUUGUUGGAGCAAAGAAUCAGCCCAGCUGCUGUCCAUGUAGCCCAGUCACCGGUGCAGCAAGCCGCUGCGUCCGCGUCCCGGAUGCAACUCCCUCAACGGUGGCGGGGCCGUGUCUCGCCGUUGACCUCGUUCAGCCCUUUUGUUGCACCAGGAACGAAGCUGGGCAUCCGGAGCAUGGCAUCCAGGGGCAGUUUGUAUGAUGUGUUGGGGGUUUCUCCUUCAGCCACACAGGCGGAAAUCAAGAAAGCAUAUUUGUCGGAGGCGAAGAAGUGUCAUCCUGACUUGAAUCCAACGGCUGAUGCCAAAGAUCGUUUUCAGAAACUGGCUGAAGCCUAUGAAGUCCUGGGCAACUUGGAACGACGGGCUUCCUAUGAUUAUUCCCUGCGCACCGGAUCUACCUACACAACUUACAGCGGUGCUCGACGUUCAAAUUCCCCACCUGGUGGGGGUCAGCACAUGGAUCCUGGUGAAGUCUUUCGUGCUGUUUUUGAGGAGCUGGGUGUUGACGAGAUCUUAGAACGCCUCCGAACCGUGCAGCAAGAGGGGGUGGUGGCUGCCAACGCCGCACAAGCGGGGAACUUUACCCCGGCCAAGCAAUUCGUGUGGAAACACAAGGGAGUUGCAGCGGCUGUGCUGCUGCCACUCGCCAUUUUGUUUCGCUUUCCUCAAAUCAUCAGUAUCUCCUUUCGCAUCCUGGGCUUGGCAGCGGCAUCCUUGCUGCAAAGUCCAGCACUGCGCGAGAUGGUCUCCAGAUGGGUUUGGUUACAGUGGCGACUGCUAGUGGCCCGCGCCCAAGAAAGAAGAAAGAAAUAA
This is a messenger RNA of Cladocopium goreaui, 858 nucleotides long. Lineage: Eukaryota; Dinophyceae; Suessiales; Symbiodiniaceae. The record is from the annotation of a GenBank genome assembly.